Messenger RNA from Helianthus annuus (common sunflower), 765 nucleotides. RefSeq names its product MDIS1-interacting receptor like kinase 2. The coding region runs from base 1 to 765 and encodes 254 amino acids. Gene Ontology annotation, biological process: protein phosphorylation. The transcript has a single exon. Gene Ontology annotation, molecular function: protein kinase activity; ATP binding. The record is from RefSeq and is a predicted model, not a curated record. Lineage: Eukaryota; Viridiplantae; Streptophyta; Magnoliopsida; Asterales; Asteraceae.
AUGCGAGUCUUUCAACAGGCACCCUUCGAAGCGGUUGAGAACAACAAAGGGUUUUGUGGUAACAUAACGGGUUUGAAAGAUUGCCCGCGAACACAUAACGAGAACACAAAAUACAAUCAAGGCCUCAUGAUUUUGAUCCUAGUUCCUACCAUAUGCUUAGUCUUGAUCUUGAUUAUGAUUGUCGGGAUCUUGAUCUUCCUUCGAAGAACAAAAAAGAAAGAAACCGAACCACCAAAGCCCGUAAACCACCCUCCUUUCGCCAUUUGGAGCUAUGAUGGGAAAAUGAUGUAUGAAACUAUCAUUGAUGCGGUCGAUGAUUUCGACUCCAAGCAUGUAAUAGAGGUGGGGGGUUGUGGGACUGUUUAUCGGGCCGAAUUACCAACGGGUGAAUCCGUUGCCAUUAAAAAGUUCAACACUCAAGAACCCGACGAGUGGGUGGAUUUUAAAAGUUUUGAAAAUGAGGUCCGUGCAUUGACAGGAACCCGACGUCAUAACAUCGUGAAACUUUAUGGCUUUUGUGCACAUCCGCGACACGCGUUUUUGGUCUACGAGUUUAUAGAUGGCGGAAGUUUAAGAAAUUUGCUUAACGAUGCCGAAAAGAUGAAAGAAUUAGAUUGGUGUAAGAGAGCUAAUGUUAUUAAAGGGGUUGCAGAUGCUUUAUCUUAUUUGCACCAUGAUUGUUUAGAACCUAUUGUUCAUCGCGACUUAUCGAGUAGUAACGUUUUGUUGGUUUGUAGAACUCGCGUAUUCGUUGGUAGUGAAUGA